CGACCUUUAUGGGGUACAGCCCAAUUGUUUUUGCAUCCUCGUUACAUGCAUGGUGGUGCUACAAGCUCUGAAUUAGGAGUUUAUGCAUAUGCUGCAGCUCAGGUCAAGAAAACCAUGGAGGUGACACAUUAUUUGGGUGGGGAAAAUUUUCUCUUCUGGGGUGGACGUGAGGGUUAUCAAUCUCUCUUGAAUACUGAUAUGGAAAGAGAGCUUAAUCAUUUGGCAAGAUUUCUUGAAGCAGCUGUUGCCUACAAGAAGAAGAUUGGAUUCAUUGGAACUCUGCUGAUUGAACCCAAGCCUCAAGAACCAACCAAGCACCAGUAUGACUGGGAUGUUGCAACAACAUCUAACUUCUUGAGAAAAUAUGGCCUCAUUGAUGAGUUUAAGCUGAAUGUUGAAUGCAACCAUGCUACCCUCUCUGGUCACAGCUGCUAUCAUGAGCUUGAAACUGCACGAAUCAGUGGUUUGCUAGGAAAUAUUGAUGCAAACACUGGAGAUCCUCAGAUUGGUUGGGAUACAGAUCAGUUCAUGACAGAUGUUGCAGAGGCAACUUUGGUUAUGCUAAGUGUGAUAAAAAAUGGAGGAUUAGCACCAGGAGGAUUCAACUUCGAUGCCAAAUUACGAAGGGAGAGCACAGAUGUUGAGGACUUAUUCAUUGCUCACAUUGGUGGAAUGGAUACCUUGGCCCGUGGCCUUCGAAAUGCUGCCAAGCUGAUCGAGGAUGGUACUUUGGCAGAGCUUGUUCAUAAGAGAUAUGCCAGUUUUGACACAGAGAUUGGAGCACAAAUUGAGGCUGGUAAGGCUGAUUUUGAAAUGCUUGAGAAGAAAGUUAUGGAAUGGGGAGAACCCAAGGUUCCUUCUGCUAAGCAGGAACUUGCCGAGAUGAUUUUCCAAUCAGCAAUAUAAAAGACCAAGCUUAUCACUAGCAUAUAGCGAGUAUUUUGCCAGUAUGAAUAAUGCACGAGUACUUCGCCCAUAAGAAUUAUGUAGAGUAUUUUGCCAUAGUUCAAAUUAUAGCCGCAUCUGUACUGAAGCAUAAAACUUUUACCUAAUCUAUAUAUCCCCGUAAAUUUUUAUUAGUCUAAUAUCACGUUUUAUAAUGGGUUAUAAUAUUAGAAAUGUUUUGUGCUAUCUAACCGUUGAAUGGGGUAAGCCCCUCGAUAAAGCCUCUUUUCCAUC
Rubroshorea leprosula is the source of this 1179-nucleotide messenger RNA. The record is from the annotation of a GenBank genome assembly. NCBI's taxonomy places the organism in Eukaryota, Viridiplantae, Streptophyta, Magnoliopsida, Malvales, Dipterocarpaceae.